Messenger RNA from Aspergillus ochraceoroseus IBT 24754, 712 nucleotides. The record is from RefSeq and is a predicted model, not a curated record. Lineage: Eukaryota; Fungi; Ascomycota; Eurotiomycetes; Eurotiales; Aspergillaceae.
GUAAGUACUUACUCCGUCUUGAGACCGCAGGUGCGACAGCGACUUGCGUAUAUGCCUCAGGGAUGUAGAGUCGGGUUUAACCCUAGGGUUUCUAACCGUACGCGUAACUCUGCCCUGCGCGGCGAAAUCCGGUACCCUGUCUAUAUGACUCUUGUUACAGUGAAAGAAGUGGAAAAUAGGGCUUCCCGUCCGCUCAGCCGUACUCAAGCCACUUGCCGGUCAGUUAGUAGUAUGGUGGGUGACCACAUGCGAAUCCUGACUGUUUUAAUGUUAGCUUUUUUGAGAAAUUCAAGGUAUCAAAGUGCUGUUUUGUAUCGAAUAUCUAUAACUCGUCUCCAAUCGGGACGAGAAUUGGGUGCAGCACAAAUGCUGUACGAUGGUUGGUCGGGCUCUCGAACUACAGAAAUCGGAAGCCAUCCAGAGUGGAGACUUGCUGCGUCCAAUGUGACAUAUCAGGCGCCUGCAUCUUCACCUGCAGGUGCCGGAAUGUGGGCGGCAAAGCGGCGGCUCCGACAUAUACAUAUACAUGCUGUUCCAACUAGACUGAUAUUAGAAAUGUCUCGUUCUCUCCGAUGGGAAUUGGCCGGACGCGUUGCAGGUUGCGUCUUAAUAGGACUAUCUCGUCCGAUAUACUACCUAGGUAGUCCUGAAGAAGUGCCUUUCUUCUAGCAGGACAGCGGUUAGACAUCACAAUAUGAUACUUUCGAAGAUG